Penicillium argentinense is the source of this 1305-nucleotide messenger RNA. RefSeq lists its product as uncharacterized. NCBI's taxonomy places the organism in Eukaryota, Fungi, Ascomycota, Eurotiomycetes, Eurotiales, Aspergillaceae. The record is from RefSeq and is a predicted model, not a curated record. The coding region runs from base 1 to 1305 and encodes 434 amino acids. The transcript has 2 exons.
AUGGCCGAACCAGUUAGCUUAGCUUCUGGUUUGGUAGCUUUGGCUACCUUUGCGUUUCAAUCUAGUGUCAGCCUCUUCAAUACAGUCCAAAGCUACCACUCUCAUCCAAAACGUGUACGCGACUUGACCGAGGAGCUUGAAACUCUGAAUGGAGUUCUUGACGCUCUCAGAGAGACGGUCAAUGCCAACAGUGAUGCAAACUUCGCUACUCUCGAAUAUCCCCUCUUGCGAUGUGGUAAUGCCUGCAAAGAUUUCGAGGAGGAACUCAAGAAAUGCUCCACACGAUCUAGUGCCAGCAGAACGAGCUUCCGAGAAUGGGCCAAAUUGAAGUACAUGGGGGAAGAUAUCGAUGGUUUCAGACGAAUGUUGGCGGGUUAUAAAUCAACAAUCAUAAUUGCCCUCAAUGAUGCAAACCUCCGACAAUCCUCUGUCGCAGCCGACUGUCUCGAGAGUUACAAAAAUAUGAUCGAGUCCACCACCGAUGAUCUCGAAGCUCAUUUAGAGAGCAUCAACGAAAAUCUCGAGAAACUCGUCGGCAAGAAUGCUUCAGGCUCCAGUACGGAUGCUGGAGAACUUCAGCUAAUGGAAGAGGAACGCCUGAGCACCCAGAAAUGCUUGGAAAUAUGUCAACAAUUAUCGAACCACAUUGCUCAGCUUCAACGUUCCCCUAAAACUGGGAAGGGUUCUGCGGAAUCUGUUGAGACCUGCAGUGUACCUGAAAGAGUUACCAACGAGGGCCUACAGGAAUGCAAAGAAAGCCUUUUUAACACAGCGGGAAAACUGGAGAACCAUCUUAAGAUAUUGAUGGAAAGAAUUAUGACAAAGUCAAAGACAGUUACAACCUCCGAGGAGGAUAUCGAAGACUUGCGCAGAUUACAGGAAGAGUGGGAGACUACUCGUCAAUGCAUGCAUAUCUGCUCGAAGGCCGGAACCCGUCUAGACGAAAAAUCUAGUACGAUUGAAAACUAUGCCACUGGUGACGCCAUUCAAUUCAUGGUCUCUACUAAUGAGAAAGUCAUUCAUGGCAAGAACCGUGGAUUGGGAUGGAGGACGAGGCAAGUCGGGGGUCACCUUAGUGACGCUUCUCUCCAACAGCUGUCAAAGGACAUGGCCAAGAUUACUUUUGGGAGCCUCGAUCGCAGGAGCUCAUCUCCAGCACGAGGUUCUCCCUUUGCGCACGAAGAAGCCCAGGAAGAGCAACCUGUGUCGGAAUUCAAAGAGCGCUAUGGCCCAGGCUUCAAGCUGACCACCGAGCGGUCAGCGCGCAACGUUUCGUCCACAGCUCCACCCAAACGAGACCAGUAG